GUCAUAAAGUCACAAUUGAGGUUGUAUUGUAUUCAAUUUUUCUCAAUUGUUCUUCAAAAAAUAGAUAUAUAUAUUUUACUGUGUCGUAGCUUGCUGUCUCUAUCUCUGUACUUGGAGAGUUGGAGCCCUCGGCCGUUUGCUAUCUCUCCGGCAGUUGGCGGUAUGUCGAGCCUGGUGGAGAGACUUCGGGCCAGAACAGAUCGAAGGCCUAUUUACAACCUUGAUGACUCGGAUGAUGAAGCUGAUCUUGUCCACGGAAAUUCUCGGGCUGCGAACGAGGUUUUUGAGAGGAUAGUAAGAGAAAACACGAAAUAUGAUUCUUGUCAACUAUGCGGGGAAAGUGGGAUUCUUCUAUCCUGUGAGACAUGUUCGUAUUCCUUUCAUCCAAAAUGUCUGGUUCCUCCGCUGAAAGCUCCUCUUCCAAGCAACUGGAGGUGCCCUGAAUGUGUGAGCCCUUUAAAUGAUAUUGAAAAGAUCCUAGACAGUGAAAUGCGUCCCACAAGUGCGGAGGAUAGUGACCCUGUAAACCCUAGCUCUGGCCAAAUCUUUGUGAAACAUUACCUGGUCAAGUGGAAAGGAUUAUCUUAUCUUCAUUGCACCUGGUUGCCUGAGCAAGAGUUUCAGAAAGCCUACAAGGCAUAUCCUCGGUUGAAGACGAAAGUCAAUAAUUUUCAUAGGCAAACAUCUGCAAUUAGUAACUCCGAAGAUGAAUUUGUUGCGAUUCGACCUGAAUGGACUACUGUUGACCGUAUCCUAGCCUGCAGGGGUGAUGAUGUCGAGAAAGAGUAUCUUGUGAAAUGGAAAGAGCUAUCAUAUGAUGAAUGUUACUGGGAGUUUGAGGCGGAUGUUUCCUCAUUUCAGAAAGAAAUUGAUAGAUUCAAUAGCAUUCAGUCAAGACGUCGAAACAAACGUAAAAGUAGCAUUCUUGAUACUGAAAUGGAAAAGAAAGGGAAGGAUUUUCAACCAUUUGAGCACAGUCCAGAAUUUCUUUCUGGAGGUUCACUCCAUCCUUAUCAGCUUGAAGGAUUGAAUUUCCUGCGAUUUUCAUGGCCCAAACAGACACAUGUGAUACUUGCAGAUGAGAUGGGUCUUGGCAAAACCAUUCAGAGUAUUGCAUUUUUAGCUUCUCUCCUUGAAGAUGGCAUCCGUCCGCAUUUAGUGGUAGCACCACUGUCCACAUUGCGUAACUGGGAACGUGAAUUUGCUACAUGGGCCCCUCAAAUGAAUGUUGUUAUGUACGUUGGCUCUGCUCAAGCACGCAAUGUUAUAAGGGAAUAUGAAUAUUACUUCCCUAAGAGCUUGAAAAAUAAAAAGAAGAAGCAUGGUCAGAUUGGUGGCGAAAGACAACAAGAUAGGAUCAAAUUUGAUGUCCUGUUGACAUCAUAUGAGAUGAUUAACUUGGAUACUGCUUCAUUGAAACCUAUACAAUGGGAGUGCAUGAUUGUUGAUGAGGGCCAUCGUCUAAAAAAUAAGGAUUCAAAACUCUUUUCUUCCUUAAAGCAAUAUCUGAGCAGGCACCGUGUUCUUUUGACGGGAACUCCUCUGCAGAACAAUCUGGAUGAACUUUUCAUGCUGAUGCACUUUCUUGAUGCCGGGAAGUUUGGAAGUUUAGAGGAAUUCCAGGAGGAAUUCAAGGAUAUUAAUCAAGAGGAGCAGAUUUCCCGGCUCCAUAAAAUGUUGGCUCCCCAUUUGCUUAGAAGACUGAAGAAAGAUGUGAUGAAGGAGCUACCUCCAAAAAAGGAGCUUAUUUUACGUGUGGAUUUAAGUAGCAAACAAAAAGAAUAUUACAAGGCUAUUCUGACUCGGAACUAUGAGAUCCUAACUCGUAAAGGUGGAGCACAGAUCUCUCUUAUCAAUGUGGUAAUGGAAUUACGCAAACUCUGUUGUCAUCCAUAUAUGCUUGAAGGUGUUGAACCUGACAUAAGAGAACCGAAGGAGGCUUUGAAACAAUUGUUAGAGUCAUCUAAGAAGUUACAACUUCUGGACAAGUUCAUGCUGAAACUUAAAGAGCAAGGUCAUAGAGUUCUGAUUUAUUCGCAGUUCCAACAUAUGCUGGACUUGCUGGAAGAUUACGUAACCUACAGAAAAUGGCAAUAUGAAAGGAUUGAUGGCAAAGUUGGUGGUGCUGAGAGGCAAAUAAGGAUAGACCGGUUUAAUGCCAAAAAUUCUUCCAGAUUUUGCUUUCUGCUAUCAACUAGAGCGGGGGGUUUGGGGAUAAAUUUAGCAACUGCUGACACAGUUAUCAUAUAUGACAGUGACUGGAAUCCCCAUGCCGACUUACAAGCAAUGGCUAGAGCCCACCGUCUUGGACAAACAAAUAUGGUACUGAUUUACAGACUGAUAACAAGGGGAACCAUUGAAGAAAGGAUGAUGCAGAUGACAAAGAAAAAAAUGGUCUUAGAGCAUCUUGUUGUUGGGAAGCUUAAAUCACAAAACAUUAACCAGGAAGAAUUGGAUGAUAUAAUAAGGUAUGGUUCAAAGGAGCUAUUUGCUGAUGAGAAUGAUGAAGCUGGAAAGUCCCGCCAAAUUCACUAUGAUGAUGCUGCAAUAGAUAGGUUACUUGACCGUGAACAAGCUGGGGAUGAUGAGAAUACUGUAGAUGAAGAAGAGGAAGACGGAUUCUUAAAGGCUUUUAAGGUAGCAAAUUACAAGUACAUUGAUGAAGUGGAAAAAGAAAAAGAAGAUGAAGAAAAAUAUGACCCUGCUGAAGAUAGUUCUGCUGUUAACAACCCAGAAAGAACAAGCUAUUGGGAAGAGCUUCUUAAAGACUGCUACGAUGGGCACAAAGUUGAGGAGUCAAAUGCUAUGGGGAAAGGGAAGAGGAGCCGCAAACAGAUGUUACCAGUAGAGGAAGAUGACUUUGCUGGUAUGGAGGAUGUAAGCUCUGAUGGUGAAGACAACAACUAUGAAGCUGAAUUAAGUGAUGGUGAGACUGCAGUACCAGUUAUUCCUGUUGUUGGGAGGAGACCCUACAAAAAGCGAGCUCGUGUAGAUAGCAUGGAGCCAAUUCCUUUGAUGGAAGGCGAAGGAAAAUCAUUUCGAGUAUUGGGUUUCAAUCAAAGUCAACGGGCUGUCUUUGUUCAAAUUUUGAUGAGGUUUGGGGUGGGUGAAUAUGACUGGGCAGAGUUCACACCGCGAUUAAAACAGAAGACAUAUGAAGAAAUAAAAGAGUAUGGUUUACAAUUCUUGGCUCACAUUGCCGAAGAUAUCACGGAGUCACCUACCUUUUCAGAUGGUGUUCCAAAAGAAGGACUAAGAAUACAAGAUGUGCUUGUAAGGCUGGCUGUGUUAAUGAUGAUACGGGACAAAGUAAAAUUUGUGGCAGAAACUUCAAGCACUCAUAUUUUUACAGAGGAUAUACUAUAUCGCUUCCCAGGCUUGAAGCAUGGAAGGUUUUGGAAGGAGGAACAUGAUAAAUUGUUAUUGCGUGCUGUACUGAGGCAUGGCUAUGGAAGAUGGCAAGCAAUUCUUGAUGACAAGGACUUGAAAGUUCAAGAGUUAAUUUGUCAGGAGCUGAAUCUUCCUUUUCUCUCUCUCCCUGUGUUUGGAGCCCCUCUACCUCAGGACAAUAAUAAUGCAAAUACAUCUGGCUCUGAAGCACAUUUGAACCAAACAAAAGAAGCUGGUCCUGGGAGUGACGUAGCAGUUGAUGCUGCACAGGCAACAGCUGAUCCUGCCAUCCGAGCGCAGGUCUUUCAAGAUUAUUCUUCACUGUACCAAUUCAGAGAUAUGCAGAGAAGACAAGUUGAGUUCAUCAAGAAAAGAGUUCUGCUAUUGGAGAAAGCACUAACAAUGGAACACCAAAAGGAAUUAUAUGGAGAUGACAAGACAAAUGAUAUUCCUGGUGUGGACCAAGAAGUUGAAGCCAGACUUGUGGAAAUACCAACUCUAUACAAUGCGGAUACUGAUGCUCAAACAAUUACUCAGUUGCCAGAGAUGGAACCCAUAUCUGCAGUACUUGAGAACCCGGAUCAUUUGGAGUUGACCCGGCUUUAUAAUGAGAUGUGUAAAGCAUUGGGAGAGAAUAUGCAUGAAUCUAUAGUGGCAUACUUAGCCGUGCAACAACCACUCAGUUCCAAGUUGAGGAAUAACCUAGGUUCCCUGGAAACUAUUUCUCAAGCAAUAAACAGGAUCCUCUCAACUUCCAAAGAUCCCAGUUCCAGCACAGCGACAGCCACAGAGCCAGCAUUAACUGAAACCGAACUUGAAGAAACAACAGCUAAUUUGUCAACAGUGCCAGUGCCAGCUGAUUCUCAAACCGAAGGCGAGGCUGAAGCAGUAGAAAAGGUAAUAAAGGAUUCGCCGACAAAUAAUCCAGAAGUGGGUGGAGAGGAUGGUGGUGAUAUCGAAAUGGAAGAUAAGCAAGAUGAUUAAAUAUUGAAAUUUAUGUACCUUUAUUAUUAUUAUUAUUAUUGGCGUGAUUAAAAGGAUUAUUCCUGGCAUUUCUCCUCCUUAUUAGUUGUAUUAGUAGUAAUACUUACAAGUUUGGUAACAAACAAAAAGGUAGACUACAGAAAGUAUUAUUAGCAUACUGAUGUAUCAGCUCCCAUCAUAUUUUACUUUUUUUUUUUUUUUUUCUUUCUUUUUUCCAUGUGUGACUAAUUCCAUACAUUUGAAUAUUAUUGUAAUCUCAUACUUUAUUAACUAUGAAAUCAAUUACACUUAUUUAUCUA
Molecule: messenger RNA, 4673 nt
Organism: Impatiens glandulifera
Lineage: Eukaryota; Viridiplantae; Streptophyta; Magnoliopsida; Ericales; Balsaminaceae
Product: CHD3-type chromatin-remodeling factor PICKLE-like
Exons: 31
Coding region: 163-4374 (1403 amino acids)
Biological process (GO): negative regulation of transcription by RNA polymerase II; chromatin remodeling
Cellular component (GO): nucleus; chromatin
Molecular function (GO): ATP hydrolysis activity; ATP binding; chromatin binding
Source: RefSeq, a predicted model, not a curated record